AUGGCCGACGGUUCGGCGCAGGUUCAAAUGCGGAAUCUCCAAUCCAGUGACGAGCUCGACCUGGUUGACGCAAUUGACAAGCUUCGAUCACAGGGAAUCAGCCACUAUGUUUCGCUGCCACAGCUGAUCGUCUGCGGGGACCAGUCAUCUGGGAAGAGUUCUGUGCUGGACGCUAUCUCAGGAAUCCCAUUUCCGACAAAAGACAACCUGUGUACGCGGUUUGCUACCGAGCGGCGAAUAACGCCCUUUUCCAACGAUGUCCUUCGGAUCGAGAUCUCGGGGCCGAAUCGACCUCACCUGACGAUCGUCGACCUUCCCGGGCUUGAUCCACUCAGAGAACAAGAUCCAGGAAAGCAGCAGGACAUCGACCUUGUCCAGCGACUAGUGCGCGCAGAAACCCGCGACCUUGCGGAGGUUCAAUUCCUCUCCUCCGGGGUGUGGAACGACCUCCCUCAGGGGGCCGUGGGAAUCGUCGCUCUACGGCAGCGGCUCAGUCAAGCGCUUCUGGACCAGAUCGGAAACGAGCUGCCCCAUCUGGCGGCAGAGAUCGAGUCCAGCAUAGAGCACUGCCGUGUCGAACUCUCGCGUCUCGGCGAAAGCCGCGGCACUGCGGACGAGCAGCGGCUCUACCUUCUCCGUAUCAGCCAGUCCUUCCAAUCCACGGUCAAGGCAGCAGAGGACGGCUCCUACGGGGACGGAAUCUUUGGCGACGCCCGGGCCGCUGACGGCUACUGCAUGCGAUUUCGUGCGGUGAUCCAGAAUCUCAACCUCGAGUUCGCGGAGACAAUGCGAAGAGCCGGCCAUCACCGCAGGAUCAUCGACGACGCCGCUGCAGAUGCCGAAGAAGAAGACGGGACGGUCACGAGAACGGAAUAUCUUAACGAGAUCCGCGAGCUGCUCAAGCGCAGCCGAGGGAGGGAGCUCCCUGGGAUGUUCAACCCCCUCAUCGUCGGCGAGCUGUUCUACGAACAAUCUACCCCGUGGGAGAGAUUGGCUCGGAAGCACAUGGAGUUAGUAUGGAAGAGUGGUGUUGCAUUUCUGGACCUCCUGGUUGGCGAACUGGCGGACGUAGACACGGCGGAGGCUCUCCGUCGCGAGGUCAUCCAUCCCGCGAUGGACGUGCUUCUGCAAGGUUUGAAUCGCAAGUUGAAGAAGAUCAUCACACCUUUCCAGACUGGCCAUCCCAUCACCUACAACCACUACUUCACAGAAACGAUCCAGAACGUCAGAGAGAGGAGGCUCCAGUCCGAGGUGCGUAAGAAGAUAGUACGCGUCUUCGGCUUGACGGACGCCGUCACUCUCGAGGACCUUCCCGUAAAGAAGUUGAAAUUGUCAACCCUGGUCGGGGCGUUAGCGACGCGUAACGAGGCAGACAUGGACCGUUACGCCUGCUCGGAGGUUCUCGAUUGCAUGGAAGCGUACUACAAGGUCGCGAUGAAAACUUUCAUCGAUAAUGUUGCGGUGCAGUGCGUGGAGAGCAAGCUCGCCAGCAAACUCGAGAACAUACUUUCACCGUCGCGAAUCAUUCAGAUGGAUGCCUCCCAGAUCGGGAGGAUCGCAGCUGAGUCUAUCCAAUCCCAGGAUCGGCGAGAGAGGGUGUCUCGAAAACUCACAAUCCUGGAAGCGGGAGCUGAGGUGUGCAAGCGGUUCGUCGGUCAAAGCUCAAUGGGUAUGUUCCGCACUCCUCAUCGUCUCAGGCUGAGGCUGAUCAUUUCAGACACCUUACAACACCAUCAGUGGCCGGUUGACGGGGUCGAAUAUUUGGAGACAGAAGAGGAUGACUCGUCCAUUGCGGAUGUUGAUGAGGUAUGCAGGCGGACGCUGGCGAGGAACAAAAUUACUGAGAUUAUGCAGGAUGACGAGAUUGAAACUGACUCAGCAAGUCCCCAAUUCGAAACGUGGGCGUGCCCAACUGGUUCUGUAGAUGGUGUGCAGUAUAAGGACGUUCAGCAGGCGGUGGCGAAAGUGCCGGAUAAGCCAAAGAAGAAGAAGAAGAAGAAGAAGAAGUCCUAA
Histoplasma mississippiense is the source of this 2013-nucleotide messenger RNA. RefSeq lists its product with no specific name. The record is from RefSeq and is a predicted model, not a curated record. The transcript has 4 exons. Gene Ontology annotation, cellular component: microtubule; membrane; cytoplasm. Bases 1 to 2013 code for a protein of 670 amino acids. Gene Ontology annotation, molecular function: GTPase activity; microtubule binding; GTP binding. Lineage: Eukaryota; Fungi; Ascomycota; Eurotiomycetes; Onygenales; Ajellomycetaceae.